AUGUGUGGCCUUGAUAUUCCACAAGAUGAUGAAGGUGACGGUGCUGAUGUUCCAUCUCCUGUUGGCUCAGAAUGUUGGCGAAAUCCUGUAAGUAAUUUGUUUCCAUCAUCUGUACUCAUUAUUCUUCAAACAACUAAGUUUUGUAACCGAUCAAAUCCUAUUUCAUUUCAGAAUUCAUCAGAUGCGUUAAUGAGGAUGGAGGCAAUGUUCAGUGCGGGUGCUACGCCUGUUGAUGUGAUUAAAGCUCUAUAUCCGAAAAUCAAGGAACCUCCAGAGGGCUGGUCAGAACACUUGAUUAUGUCAAUCCUCGCGGAAAUUUUGGAUCGGCCACCAACUAGGAGUAAACUACCACAAUAUAACACAUUCGAGGAUGCUGUAGAGCUUUUUAGAACUCGUAAGCGAAUCCUUGUUUUGACUGGCGCAGGAGUUUCUGUUUCCUGUGGGAUCCCUGAUUUUCGCAGCAAAGAUGGUAUUUAUGCUCGUUUACAUGUCGACUUUCCUGAUCUUCCUGACCCUACAGCGAUGUUCGACAUCCGUUAUUUCAUACACAAUCCGGCUCCAUUCUAUGAUUUUGCGUCGGAAAUCUUUCCCGGCCAGUUUGAACCAUCCAUAUCCCAUAAAUUCAUUCGCCAACUUGAGGUGAACAACCAACUUUUAAGAAACUACACUCAAAAUAUUGAUACACUCGAGAAGCAGGCGAAGAUUGAAAAAGUUGUCGAGUGCCAUGGGUCGUUUUCUAAAGCAACGUGCUUGAAGUGCUUGAGUAAGUUCGACGGUGAUGUAAUCAAGGACGACGUCAUGGCAAAACGAGUGGCCCGAUGUCCAAAGUGCUUGGAUGGAAUCAUCAAGCCAGACAUAGUAUUUUUCGGCGAGGAACUCGGAAAAACUUUCCACACUCAGAUGGCAGCUGACAAAGAUGAGCUCGAUCUACUAGUGGUUAUUGGUUCUUCACUGAAAGUGCGACCUGUAUCGCUAAUUCCCUUUAGCGUCGAUCAGAAUAUUCCCCAGAUCCUUAUUAAUCGGGAACCAUUAUCGGGAUAUCAGGCGGAUAUAGAACUCCUUGGAAAUUGUGAUGAAAUCAUUGAGGACAUUUGUAUAGCUCUUGGCGGUCCCUUUGUAAACAUGCUGGAAGCCCAUCGUCGGUUUUCUUUUCCUGUACAGAAGUUUUCUGAAAGCGUAUUUCAGAUAUCUCCUAACAGAGCUGUAUUCCCUGGCGCCGAGCUCUACUACGAUCUCGAGACAGGUGUCGUGUGCCAGCCAACGAGUUUUGAGCUUCCAAGUGAUAUUUGUUACGUUUUUUAA
Molecule: messenger RNA, 1302 nt
Organism: Haemonchus placei
Lineage: Eukaryota; Metazoa; Nematoda; Chromadorea; Rhabditida; Trichostrongylidae
Source: the annotation of a GenBank genome assembly